Cottoperca gobio is the source of this 3389-nucleotide messenger RNA. RefSeq names its product procollagen-lysine, 2-oxoglutarate 5-dioxygenase 2 (gene plod2). Lineage: Eukaryota; Metazoa; Chordata; Actinopteri; Perciformes; Bovichtidae. The record is from RefSeq and is a predicted model, not a curated record. Gene Ontology annotation, molecular function: L-ascorbic acid binding; procollagen-lysine 5-dioxygenase activity; iron ion binding. The transcript is spliced from 20 exons. Gene Ontology annotation, biological process: peptidyl-lysine hydroxylation. Gene Ontology annotation, cellular component: endoplasmic reticulum. The coding region runs from base 311 to 2581 and encodes 756 amino acids.
UGUGUCAGGGGUGAACACCGUUAUCUUUCCUCCACCGCCUCUCUUCUCGGGCGGUAACUCCACCGGGAGAAGCUGCAGAUACAAUUAAGGAGCCACGCCUGUUGCUCUCUAAUUCCCCUGCAUCGCAGUACUUAUACUGCCCCUUCCUGGAGCAAAAGCUGUCUCCAGAGCUGCUUGUCCACAAAACUUCCCAUCCACUGGAGAAAAUUAUUUUUUCUUUAUUAUUUUAUUAUCGCGAGAGCGUACAUUAACGAGCCUGGUCCAGACUAUCACCCGCACUUUGUCCGGGGAAACAAGCACAAUAACAGCAAUGGAGUACCUCAAGUUUUGUUUUGUGUUUUCAUGCUGGCUGAAGUUUGCACAUUCUGUCUACUCUACUGAUACACCUCAAACUCCUGCGCCUAUUCCUAAAGAAAAAUUGCUCGUUCUAACAGUUGCAACAGAGGAAACAGAUGGCUUCCUCCGCUUCAUGCAGUCUGCAAACUAUUUCAAGUACAACGUGAAGGUGUUGGGAAUGGGAGAAGCGUGGAAGGGCGGUGACGUGGGACGUUCUAUCGGUGGAGGGCAAAAAGUCAGACUACUGAAGGAAGCCAUGGAGGCGCUGGCUGACCAGGAGGAUCUUGUCGUCCUUUCCGUGGAUAGCUAUGAUCUCAUCUUUGCUGGGGGACCAGAAGAGAUUCUCAGGAAGUUCCAGCAAGCCAAUCACAAGGUGCUUUUCGCUGCAGAGGGACUGAUAUGGCCGGAUAAGAAGCUAGCUGACAAGUACCCUUCAAUCCGCAGUGGCAAGCGCUACCUCAACUCUGGAGGUAUAAUGGGAUAUGCCCCAUACAUAAACAGAGUUGUUACCCAGUGGAACCUCCAUGACAAUGACGACGACCAGCUCUUCUACACCAAACUAUACGUGGAUCCUUUACAGCGACAAACUCUCAAUAUGACUUUGGACCACAAGUGCCAGAUUUUCCAGAGCCUGAAUGGAGCCGUUGACGAAGUGCUUCUCAAGUUUGGAACGGACCGCGUGAGAGUUAGAAACACAGUGUACGACUCUCUGCCAGUUAUUGUCCAUGGCAACGGAAACACCAAGAUGUACUUGAACUCCUUGGCCAACUAUGUCCCCGAUACAUGGAACUAUGAAAAUGGCUGUGGCCACUGUGAUGACGACGUGGUGGACUUGUCUCAGUUAAAAGAGUAUCCGAAUGUUUUGGUUGGCGUAUUCAUUGAGCAGCCGACCCCAUUUCUUCCUGAGUUCUUCCAGCGGCUGCUGACCCUGGAUUACCCUAAGGAUAAACUCAAAGUUUUUGUCCACAACAAUGAGGUUUACCAUGAAAAGCACAUCCAGAAGUUCUGGGAGGAGAACAGGAAUGUGUUCAAAAGUUUCAAGGUUGUGGGACCAGAAGAAAAUUUGAGCCAAGGAGAAGCCAGGAACAUGGGCAUGGACCUUUGCCGUAAGGAUGCCACGUGCGACUACUACUUCAGCAUGGAUUCAGAUGUGAUGCUCACCAACAGACAGACAGUGAAGCUCCUCAUUGAGCAGAACAGAAAAAUAAUUGGCCCCCUUGUCACCCGUCACGGCAAGCUGUGGUCCAACUUCUGGGGAGCCUUGAGUCUGGAUGGUUAUUACGCUCGCUCUGAAGAUUAUGUCGAUAUUGUGCAGAGAAAACGUGUGGGCAUGUGGAACAUUCCUUUCAUGGCACAUGUAUACCUCAUCAAGGGCAGUACCUUGAGGAAGGAACUGAAAGAGAGGAACUACUUUGUGCUCGAGAAGCUAGACCCAGAUAUGGCUUUGUGCAGAAAUGCCAGAGAAAUGACCAGUCACAGAGAAAAAGACUCCCCUUCUCCGGAAUCAUUCCAUAUGCUCAGGCCCCCAAAGGGAGUCUUCAUGUACAUAACAAACCGUCACGACUUUGGGAGGCUCAUUUCCACAGCAAAUUAUAACACUUCUCAUUACAACAGUGACUUGUGGCAGAUAUUUGAAAACCCUGUGGACUGGAAGGAGAAGUACAUCCACCAAAACUACACUCGAAUCUUCACCGAGAACUACAUGGAGGAGCCUUGUACAGAUGUGUUCUGGUUCCCAGUCUUCUCAGAGAAGGCCUGUGAUGAAAUAGUUGAGGAGAUGGAGCACCUCGGUUCCUGGUCUGGAGGCAAACAUGAGGACAAGCGGAUCUCCGGCGGCUAUGAGACCGUGCCGACGGACGACAUUCACAUGAAGCAAAUCGGCUAUGAAAAAGAGUGGCUGCACUUCAUCCGGGAGUUCAUUUCGCCCAUCACGUUAAAGGUUUUCUCUGGCUACUUCACUAAGGGUUACGCUGUAAUGAACUUCGUGGUGAAAUACACGCCUGAGAGGCAAGCGUACUUGAAGCCCCAUCAUGACUCCUCCACCUUCACCAUCAACAUCGCCCUCAAUAGCAAAGACACAGACUUUCAGGGUGGAGGUUGCCGUUUCCAUCGGUACAACUGCUCCAUAGACUCACCGAGGAAAGGCUGGAGCUUCAUGCACCCGGGACGACUGACUCACCUGCACGAAGGCCUGCCCACCACCAACGGCACCCGCUACAUCGCAGUGUCCUUCAUCGACCCUUGAACCAGUCGAUUAUACUGUAAAUCACUCUCUUGCCCUCGCUUUGCUUUUGUUUUGUAUUUUCACGUUUUGUGCCCUGGAUGUUUUGCUGAUACAAUUCUAUUUAAACAAGCAAAAGAAGAAAAAAAAGAAAAAGAAUGAAUCAUUGCAUCACAGGAAUCUCUGUCAAACAGAGUGUGGAGUGGAAAGGAAAGUAAUUCACAAUAUAGAUACACAAAGACAACUAUGCUAGCAGGGUACACAAUUGUGCCAAACUCCUAUUUAGUUUCAGAAUGAAAACCAACAUCCUGCCUGGAAUUAUUGGUACAGUAGCUGUCACACACACACACACACACUGGUAAAUUUGAUAGCCGCUAGCUGUACCACGACAGCAUGAGGAUGGCCGCUGUGUAUCUAUUUGUAUUUCAGGUAUUCAAAAGUUACGACUGGUGCUCAUCAACUUCCCCUGUGCCUGCAUCUGAGAUGUAUAUUUGGUGGAGUGUAAGUUUAAGUGGUUUUUUUUCUACCCUGAAACUGUUCAGAUUCUGAAGUUUGAUACGUGCCCCCAGAGAAAAAUAAAAUCUAUUUUUUUUUUGGAAUUUUGCACAGCAGAAAAACAGCAGCGUUCAAUAUGAAUUCUGUUUUAAUGAAGUUCAACACUCGGUUUUACUUGAAAGGUCCUUCUGUUUUGGAAAUUUGCAACUUUCUUUUGCUUUCCUCAAGACAUUUCUGCAAUAUUUCCGUCUGAGAGAUGUGUGUGUGAAUGGAUUUUGAAACUCAGCAAGUUGUUUAACUUAUUGUCAAAAUGUAAUAAAAGUCUUUAUAAAAAAGA